Messenger RNA from Chaetomium strumarium, 1748 nucleotides. Its product is annotated as peptidase S28. The record is from RefSeq and is a predicted model, not a curated record. Gene Ontology annotation, biological process: proteolysis. NCBI's taxonomy places the organism in Eukaryota, Fungi, Ascomycota, Sordariomycetes, Sordariales, Chaetomiaceae. The transcript has 7 exons. The coding region runs from base 1 to 1626 and encodes 541 amino acids. Gene Ontology annotation, molecular function: serine-type exopeptidase activity; dipeptidyl-peptidase activity.
AUGAAGAUCCCUGCUGGAACCAUCCUCCCUUUCGCGCCCUGGAUCGCUCCCAAGGCGGCGCUGAGAGGGGUCCAGGACAUCACGUCCGAGUCUGCUCUGAGCGUCAUCCGCGCCGCGGGCGCCGGCGCAAGCUGCGACUGGUUCGAGCAGCCUGUCGACCACAAGAAUGCGAGCCUCGGAACGUGGCAGCAGCUGUACUGUGUCAACCCCCAGUGGUGGGCGGGCCCGGGAUCUCCGGUCGUUCUGAUGACCCCCGGCGAGAACCCCAUCACAGCCGCCAUCAACUCGGGCCGCGGAUACACGUACCUGGACAACACGACCCUGUCGGGCGCGUACGCCCAGGCCCUCGGGGCUGCCGCAGUCGUGGUUGAGCAUCGGUAUUUCGGCGGAUCCUCUCCGUACGACGGCUUCGACUCGGAGACGCUCCAGUACCUCACCAUGGAGCAGGCCGCAGCAGAUAUCGUGGCCUUUGCGCAGAACGUGACGUUCCCGUUCGACAAGAACCAGACGAGCGUUGCGUCCAAGACGCCGUGGGUCUACUGGGGAGCGUCCUACUCGGCCACGCUGGGCAGCUGGAUCGAGCAUUUCAAGCCCGGCGUGUUCCAUGCGUUCCAUCUCAGCAGCGCCUCCGUCGAGGUCAACACCGACAACUGGUACUACUACGACACCAUCCGCAAGGGGAUCGACAGGUACCGCAACGACACGAGCUGCAGUCUCGCUCUCAACGAGGUCGCCAAGUACGUCGACAGCUUGCUGCUGGCACCGGACGUCAACCAGACCAAGGUGGACGCGCUGAAGCAGUUCUUUGGCGCCACUUUCCCAAUUGCGGAUGACGAUUUUGCCUACGCGAUUGCAACACCGUUCAGGUACUGGCAGGAGACGGGCGGCUACCGCGACGUGCUUGAGAUGUGCGAUGCCGUGGUCGGCGUCAACGACACGGUCGAGGACAAGGUGCUGGGCACGGUGCCGGCCUCGGUGGUCAACUACGCCGCCUACUUCCGGAUGAACUUCCGCGAUUCGACCUGCACGUACUUCGACGUCUGGGGCCAGGAAGACCCGCUGUGGUGCCUCAACACGCACGACCUGCUCAACCCCUUCUUCGAGGCGCGCACGCUGGGCAACCCGUGGCGCACCUGGUACUGGUUCCUGUGCAACGAGCCGCUGGCCUCGUGGGCCACGGGCGCGCCCGCCGACCAGCCGCUGUCGAUCGUGUCGCGCAAGAUCGACAGCCACUACUGGCAGCGCCAGUGCGAGAUGCACUUCCCGCCCGAGAACGGGCAGAAGUACGGCAGCUCGAAAGGGUUGACCCCGGAUACCCUGAAUAAGGAGACCGGCGGGUGGGGUAGGAGGUCGACGAGGGUUAUCUGGACGAGCGGUGAAUUCGACCCCUGGCGAGCGACCAGCAUGUCGAGCGAGGUGCGGCCCGGCGGCCCGCUGCCGUCGUCGGACGACGUCGCUGUCUUCCUGAUCAAGAAUGCCGAGCACGCCGAUGAUGCCUUCACCGCGAGGGGGCUGGCCAACCUGAACAUGAAGGUCAACCCGGAGGUGGCCAAGGUGCAGGACCAGGCGCUGCAGAUCAUGAAGAAGUGGGUGAGCGAGGCCCUUGUCGCCCACACUGGAACGUAGAGAGGUUGAGAGGGUUUAGGAGGCUGGAGGGAGAUGGGGGUGGCUCAUCGUUCCGUGUUUUAUGAUUUGGAAUGCAGUUAGGUGUAUGAUACGAGUGACGUGCAGAAGAUACUGAUAUCUGG